GACUUCGCUACUGACAUACCUUGCAAAGAGACAUAUAUUAAUGCAAAUGUAAAACGAUGGAUUUGACCAAUUGGAGAGCUCUCACCAAUCAAUGUGGCAUUCUCAGCCUGCACGGCUAGUGGGACACGCUCCAAUGACCCAAUACAAAGCAACGAACAAAGUUCAAUUUGAGGAACGGUUAUUCCUGUCACAUUGUCGUCUUCCUUCAAACUCUUUCUAAGAGUAACAAUGGAACGGAAACUUCCGAUCUAGAAGUCUUCUUCGAAUGUUAAAAGUUUCUAAUAAUGUUACGUUCAGAUAAGAAGUCAGUUAAACAUGGCGCAGUAAAUAAUGUCCGGCUCGUUUCUUUCAAUCACUUAAAUGGAGAUUCUUCAGCGUCAUCACUAAACAACCCGUGUAAUGGCCGCUUUCAAGGCAAUCACUCGGCUCAGAGUUCUCCUAAAAAGGAAAUUAUUGGGCCCACUGGUACUGUUCGUGGAUACAAGAAUAUGAUCAAAGAACGGAGAGAGAUUUUAGGACUUUGUUUUGUUGGAGAGAGUUUUGAGGAAAGCGAGGAAGGAAAGAUAGUCGUGUAUACGACCUCGAUGGGAGGAAUUCGAUCAACGGUGAAAGAGUGUGCGUACAUCAGGAAAUUAUUUGACAAUCUAGGAUUAAAAGUGGAUGAGCGCGACAUAUUUAUGCACAAAGACUAUCAGUGUCAGCUAGACACGCGGUUAGCGAUUCAAAAUGCCACCGUUCCUCAUGUGUUUGUGAACGGAGUUUCUUUGGGGGGUGUUGGAGAACUUGAACAUCUAAACGAAACUGGGAAACUUAAGAAUUUACUUGAAAACUUUGAGAGGAGGAAUAGCGGUGUAUGCCCCAUUUGCGGCGGGUUUCGAUAUAUCAACUGCACUCAGUGUCACGGAAGUAAAAGAUCAAGAAAAACAAGGAUUUCAAGAGAGAUCAAUGUCUUACGGUGUACUUCUUGCAAUGAAAAUGGUCUUCAACCCUGCUCAGAGUGUACAUAAUAACCACGAACGUUCCAGGGACAAGUGAAAGAACUUCUUUUGGUAAAAUUGGGUACCCUCUGGUGUGUUGUCGAGUACUAGGCGGGAGCUAAGAAGAGCCUGUUAUUGAAGUGGCGAGAUAACUUUCUACGUUAUAUACAAAUGGAACCUAGGUUCUGCUUUGGAUGAGAAAUACUUCUCCUUAAUUUAUUUAAAAAAGUAAGGUAAUGAUGAACAGUUGUGGAACUUUAUGUGGUUCCUAAAUUCAUAUUUUACGGGGUUCUGGGUGCUAACACCUUGACGAACAUCCCAAGCACCAGGAAAUCAGGUGU
This is a messenger RNA of Pocillopora verrucosa, 1318 nucleotides long. Its product is annotated as glutaredoxin domain-containing cysteine-rich protein 1-like. The record is from RefSeq and is a predicted model, not a curated record. Lineage: Eukaryota; Metazoa; Cnidaria; Anthozoa; Scleractinia; Pocilloporidae. Gene Ontology annotation, biological process: sensory perception of sound.